Messenger RNA from Pygocentrus nattereri (red-bellied piranha), 5465 nucleotides. RefSeq lists its product as uncharacterized. Bases 152 to 2782 code for a protein of 876 amino acids. NCBI's taxonomy places the organism in Eukaryota, Metazoa, Chordata, Actinopteri, Characiformes, Serrasalmidae. The record is from RefSeq and is a predicted model, not a curated record. The transcript has 5 exons.
GGGUGUGUAAGCGUGCUGUGAGUGAGUGAGGGAGGGAGGGAGAGAGAGAGAGUGCUGUUCUUCAUCCCUAUCUCCUCCUCUUCCUCUCUCUGUGUCUCCGCUCUGUUUCGGUGCUGAAGCUGAGCCACUCUGUCCGUACGUUGCCGUGGAGAUGGGCUGCCGGCUGUCGGGGCCGUGGCUGGGGGACGGGAUGGGGGUGAAUACUCGGGACCUGAGCCACAUACGGAAGAGAGAGGCUCUAAGAAUUCUGGCCAGCUACGAGCAGCCAAUCACGCUGCAGAUAGAGGGGCGGAGGGGGCAGAACCUGCAAUUCCACAGAACAUCAGACUGCAGUACACAAACAGAGCGGCCAUGGGACACCUUACAUACCCUCGCCAUAACACACGGACCGUACUCCGACAGGCCCUACUACAGUCACGUGACCCUGCCUGGUGACCAUGGAGACGGAGGCAGAUAUGAUUACCUACCCAACGCUCCGCGGGACCUGGAGGACAUGCGCGCUAUUCCAUGCCAUGACCCUGAGCUGUCGGCCAGAGGGCCGCCGGGACAGAGUUGUCUCAUUGGCUGCUGCAACACCAACCUGGAGGAACCCAGUAGCUUCCAGAGUCAGACCGAGGACGAGGACUACAUGCUGGAAAAGACAAUGGGUUAUCUUCCUCUACAUCAUGAGCUGGACAGCGGGUUAGGCUGGACUGAUGGCAGCUUCCACCAGGGGGAGCUCUCAGGUGUGGAGACAGAGGAGGGUCUGGAGGAGUGCCACACACACAGAGGAGGAGGAGGAGGAGGAGGCUCACCUUCAUCCGAGUCGUUCAUAUCUUCUGAGUUGAGUGACUCCGGGUUCUACAGUGUUAGCACCGGCGAGUUCCUGCGGUUCCAGCGGCUGCUGGAGAAGAGGAUGCGCCUCUACAAUGCCCGCAUACACCACCAGGGGGAGCUCAGGGACAGCCAGAAGGGUCACCGUGAGCUGGAGGCCAUCCCAGAAGCACUAACGGUUCAGCCCCAGAACGUCUGUGUGCCUGGUGGGGUUGGUGGGCACCCAAGAGGUUUGUUUAGAGUGUCUUCAGUGCAGUUCCGGAAGACGGAGCGCCCCUGUUUGAACCGGCACAGCUCCAGCAGUGGUGCCCUUUUCACACCCCAUGCCACUCUCUCAACCUGCAGCACUCCCUCCAGCCAGAGGAGGAUGCCACCACACCACAGCUCCUCUACUGGAACGCUGAGGAGAAGCAGAACGCUGCAUCAUCGCCCGCCACACGUGGAACACCGCAGGAGAGCAAGUCACCCAGCGUCGCCAAACUACUGCAUGACCCUGCAAAACUACGGGCACAGGAUCCAGCAAGAGCUGCCCGAGGAAUCUGAAACGGAUGUGCCGCACCAUGCUAACCGCCCAGCACACCAUGCUAACCAAGCCAUAAACUACACUAACCACCCAGCGCACCAUGCUAGCCAAGCUACACACCAUGCUAACCAAGCUAACCAAGUUCCACACCACGUUAACCAUCCAGCGCACCCUGCCGACUACGCCACACACCAUGCCAACCAUCCAACACACCCUGCCGACUACGCCACACACCAUGCCAACCAUCCAACACACCCUGCCGACUACGCCACACACCAUGCCAACCAUCCAACACACCCUGCCGACUACGCCACACACCAUGCCAACCAUCCAACACACCCUGCCGACUACGCCACACACCAUGCCAACCAUCCAACACACCCUGCUGACUACGCCACACACCAUGUCAACCAUCCAACACACCCUGCCGACUACGCCACACACCAUGUCAACCAUCCAGCACACUCUGCCGACUACGCCACACACCAUGUCAACCAAGCCACACACCGUGCUAAACACCCAGUGCACUCUGCAGAAUAUGCUACUCAUCAUGCUAACCACCCAGUGCACCCUGCCAACUAUGCCACACACCGGGCUAACCAUCCAACACACCAUGCUAACCAUGCCCCACACCCUGCCACUCACCAUCCACACCACACCCUCCCUGCCCAUGCCACACUCCCUGCCCAACACAGCCACCGCCUGCGCCCAAAACACGCUAUCAGUCAGCCUAGCCUGACCAGCUCCUUUGAAGACCCCCACUGUGAUCUGCCCCAUCUGCCCCACGAGCCCCGUCGCCAUGACAACGGGGACAGAUCACCCAGCAGUCUCCGGGAGGACCGGAGCUUUGCGAGCGAACCCCCUGUUGGUCGGGAGAAGGAGCGCAGCCGAGAGCGAGAAAGAGAAGCUCGCUUUCACACCCUGAGCCACACUCCAUCACAGGAAGUCAACGACACGUGGCCCAAGCCAGCCAGUCGGCAGAGCACGGGCGGCCUCUACAGCACACUCGAGGGCCACGUGACUGCCACGUCGCCCACAUCGGCACAGAAAGCACCCGCUGGGGCUACGAACCCACGGGCCGUCCGGAACCAGCUCCUCCGCGACCGGGCACUAAGGCUAGCGGACGAACGUGGCGGCAUGAGCACGGAUGAAGAAAGUCACAGCGAGAUCCGGACGGGCCGCUACUGGAGCCGCACAGAGCGUCGCGAACACAUGAUGCAGAAAAAGGCGCGAAGCAGCAGUGGCGCUGGCACGGCCAUCACAGCGGCCGGGGGCGCCAGCGCAGUUCUGGAGCUGAGUCAGAGGAAGCUGAGCCGCCUCAGAAACAGGAAGCUACUGGACGACUGGACCACGGUGGAGGAGCUGUUGACCCACGGGAGCCGGCUCGGCGUCAGCGACGAUGCUCUACAGAUACCGAGCUCACUGCUCACCGUCACCACUGUAUAGCAACACGCGGUGUGAGUGUGCACUGCAUGUGUGUUUCUGACCAGCGUGUGUGUGUGUGUGUGUGUGAGAGAUAUACUGCCUUCACCACAUGAGGCUACCUCCUGUUCUUGAUGUUUACUGUAGAUAGAUGUUUCUGGGACACUGUAGUUUGUUGUUUUUUUCCAGAGGUUUCUUCUUGGACUUGGUUCAGAUCAGCACUGGUAACAACUAGCAACUUUCAGUUUUAUUAUGACAAAAAAACGCUGCAUUUUCGAUUCGACCACUUCAAGCAAUACUGCACUGCGUUAAUGUUGGACCUGAGCUACACUGAUAUAUGAAAUAUCUUUAUUUUCCGCAGCGAAUUCUGCACCUUUCUGUUAGCACAGAAAUCAGUUUACGCUAAGAGUAGGGUUGGGAGUCAAUCCCCAAAAAAGAGUUUCGACUCCAGUGUUUGGGAACUGAUUCCACACAGUGACGGUCGGGUUUACACGCGUACAGAGUGAGCAAAACCCAAAAUUUGCAACGUGAAUUAGAUUUUGUUGUUCAUAUAUUUAAAGUAAAAACAAAAGCUGUUCAAACAAAGGGUGGAUUUAGCCACCUCUCCAGAGCUGUGUGCACAAAGCAGUUCAAAAUCUCAAAGCUCAACACUGAAAACAGAGAAAUCACCACAGAAACGUAAUCAAAUAAAUCUUUGAUGCAGUUCCUGCUAACGAGGGUCAGGGGGGACUCGUUUUGAGACGGGGAUGCAUCACAAGAUCCAAACUAGCCCACCAUUUCUUAUUUCUACUAUUAUUUAUAUGUUACACCAAGGUAACCAAGAGGGCUCACUAGCGAUAAAACCAAAAGCUUUUGCUUAAAUGUGACAAUCAUGACACUCGGUAUACGACAAACUAGUGCCAGCUGAGUAGGUUACGGUCAGCAUUUCCCACUGCCCCCUUGUUCGGAUAUGUCCUCUUCCUCGUUGAGUAGCUUUUUCAUUCUUGUCUUCUUGGUGCCACCUUGUUUUUUGCCGCUGCUGUCCGUCCUCACUCAAUUCACGGAUGAAAACGAAACAUUGGUGUUUCAACUCUGUAGAGCCGCCAGUCGUGUGGGCCUCAGACUCACGGUCACGCUGAAUUUGAAGAUGAUGUUUCCUGUUUAAAUUUCAGUUCCACCAGCAGUUCCACUGUUCAGUGCUGUACAGUCUGAAUAUAACGGAGAUAACCGAGGUAGCUGACUAUUGAUAAAAACAAAAAGCUUUCACCUUAAAUGUGAAAUAAUCAUCACACUCAGGAUAUUACAGCCUAGUGCUGUCUGAGGUCAGCAUUUCUCACUGUCCACCUGCUCGGAUAUGUCCUCAUCCUCUUUUUUAUUGGCACUCUGAAUUUGAUACUAAUCUUUUGAAGCUAAUGGUUCUUAUUGGAAUUUCCGUUCCACCUUAAAAAGUGCAGCAGUUACAUGAUAAUGUGGAAGACGCUGGGGGCUGGUUUAAUGUAAACAUGGAGCAUGUGUAGUUCAUCUGAUCAUUUUUAGCAUUUUUGUGCUUAUACACAUGAGUUUAUACAGUAGCACCAAAGAGCAAAAUACAGGGGGUCCUGGGGCUCUGAGGACCCCUAAUUACCCUCUUGGACCCCCUGAAUAUCUCAAAAUCUAAAUUCUGGGGGUCUCUGAAAAUAAACGUAUUGUGACGUUACGCUGUCUAUUAGAGAUGAGCAGACGGGUUGGGGGCUUCUCAGUGAUUAGCACACAGUAUAAACUCGCACCACUAGAAACGCUACGUCCAAGUGUGUGUCUGCAGUCAAAUGUAGGGGUCAAACCAGCGCUACUCCCCCUGAAGUGGUCUAAUCUUUGAAUUUUCACAUAUAAGCCCACCAGCCCACCCUGAAUUCUCCCAGUUUUCCCAAUCCCGGUCCGAUGCUGGAAUAAUGUGUCCGCUCCUCCCUUCAAUCCGUUUUAUUGCUGUUAAAUUCCCGUAUAAUACCUUGAUUUUUGGAAUUGAGAAUGGAGAAAGUCACUGUGUGGAAUCGUCUCUUGGAAUCCACCGAUUGCCAUUCUCGGAUUCCGAGUCGGAGUCGACUCCAGAACGUCUUUAACGGAGCGGCCCCGGUGACGAUCAGCUUAGCUGGUGCUAACAGUAGUACAGAGUGAUGUUUCUUUAAAACGAAUCAGACGCAGACGAAACUCUUUCGCUUAGAAUCCGACAAAUUUGCACAAACGAUGUCAGAUAAUCUGAUUGUCUUCCACUUGGUACAGGAACAAAACGGGGGCGUGGCAUUUCCAUCCCGAGACUCCGCCCAUCACCUGAGACGAUCAUAAUUCUUCUGACUCAUAAAUGAAUUUCUCUGGGAAGCAAACAAACAAACAAACAAACAAACAAACAUGCACACAUUUACAUCAAAACACAUCUACACUAGUAAACGUUUGGCAAAUGGAGCGGAGCUUGUGGGACUGAGAGCAGAGCGCUGGGAAUAUUUUAGAUUAUUAACCGUUAGUUGUGUAGAAAACAUUUACAACUAUUUUUCUUGUGCUCACAAUCGAUGUCAUGAAAACAAAUGAUUUUUUAAUUAUUAUUUGUAAAAAAAGAAAAGAAAACCACAGAAUCUUUCAUCGCUGGAUCUGAGACAGAGUGAGCUUCACGCCACCUCAGUGUUGUUUUUGUUGUUCUCAUGUGGAAAUUUAGUUUUUUUCAAAAAAAAAAAAAAAAAAAAAGGAAUUAAGAGAAAAA